Messenger RNA from Pseudocercospora fijiensis CIRAD86, 1482 nucleotides. RefSeq lists its product as uncharacterized. The transcript is spliced from 3 exons. Gene Ontology annotation, biological process: carboxylic acid transport; transmembrane transport. Gene Ontology annotation, molecular function: carboxylic acid transmembrane transporter activity. The coding region runs from base 1 to 1482 and encodes 493 amino acids. The record is from RefSeq and is a predicted model, not a curated record. NCBI's taxonomy places the organism in Eukaryota, Fungi, Ascomycota, Dothideomycetes, Mycosphaerellales, Mycosphaerellaceae. Gene Ontology annotation, cellular component: plasma membrane.
AUGACUUCCAAAAACCACUUCGAACAGGCCGUCCGGGCGAAGCAUAGCAAUUCCUCAGAAGACGGUCUGGAUGCUAGCGCCCAGGAUGCGCAGAUCAAGAGGAUUUCCAGGAUCUCAACAAUCUUCACAUCUUUGGUCGCAGGUCUCGCUCUCUUCAGUGACGGGUACAAUGCUCAGAUCAUCGGAUACAUGAAGCCACUUUUCAAAGACCUUUAUAAAGAUGGAAUGUCGAGCACAAUCAGCACUACAUUAUCGAACUCAUAUCUGAUCGGCGAAAGUUUCGGCAUGCUCUUCUUCGGCUUUGUAAUUGACAAGAUUGGGAGGCGUACCGGAAUUGUCUUCGCCACGUUCUUCCUAGUGCUCGGUAUCAUUCUGGCCACUGCCGCUCACGGAUACUCCCAGCUUGGUAUGUUCUGGAUGAUGAUCGUAGCUCGUGGCAUUGCAGGGUUUGGAGCGGGCGGAGAGUAUCCAGUUUGUGGGACUGGUUCGACUGAAGCCUCCGAUGAGACUCACUACGUCCGCAAGCGAAGAGGAAUUCUCGUCGCAAUUUCGACCGAUUUUGCGAUUGAUCUUGGCUUUGUGAUUGCGGGUUGUGUAGCGCUAAUUGUGCUUGCUGCGUACAACUAUCGCACUUCUGAGGGCGUUUGGAGGAUAUGCUUUGGUCUGGGAUUCGUGCUGCCGGUGGUCUUAUUCUUCUUUCGAAUUCGAAUGAUCGAAUCGACGCAGUAUCGUAAACAUGCUAUGAAGAAGAAGAUCCCAUAUCUUCUGGUCAUUAAGCGUUACUGGAAGCCUAUGCUUGGGACCAGUUUGGCUUGGUUCUUCUAUGACUUUGUCACGUACCCUUUCGGACUGUUCUCAUCCACCAUCCUCGGGCAGCUGAAUCCGAAUGAUAGCUUAAUCCAAAACAUCGGUCUAGGAACAGCAGUGAACUGCUUCUACCUGCCCGGGUGCAUUGUCGGAGGCUUCUUGAUGGACUGGAUUGGACGCAAGCAAACUAUGACACUUGGCUUCGCUUGCUGGGCAGUUCUCGGUUUCAUCCUAGGUGGCGCGCUGGGUCCGAUUCAAUCAGUAUUCCCGCUUUUCAUCGUGCUGUACGGGCUGUUUAACUCCUUUGGUGAGAUGGGCCCCGGUGUUGCCACAUUUCUUUGUGGCGCCGAGUCAUUUCCAACACCGGUACGAGGACAUUUCCUGGGGCUCGCCGCAGCGGUCGGAAAGGCAGGCGCUGCCAUCGGCACUGAAGUCUUUACGCCGAUUCAAGACUCGUUCUCGGAUGACUUUCGAGGCGUGCAGGCGGUCUUCUUGAUCGGCGCUGCAUUCGCGGCAGUCGGCGGGCUGAUCUCGUGGUUCUUAAUUCCAGAUCGAUCCCGGGGUCUUGAGGAUGAGGAUUCUAAAUUCCGUGCAUAUCUGGCUGAACACGGAUUUAGCACAGACUUUGGCGAGAGUCUUGAGAAGGAAAUCAAGACCACGGGUUUCAAGAUCUAG